Messenger RNA from Sebastes umbrosus (honeycomb rockfish), 1681 nucleotides. Its product is annotated as fructose-1,6-bisphosphatase 1-like. Gene Ontology annotation, molecular function: fructose 1,6-bisphosphate 1-phosphatase activity. The transcript is spliced from 7 exons. Gene Ontology annotation, biological process: fructose 6-phosphate metabolic process; fructose 1,6-bisphosphate metabolic process; sucrose biosynthetic process. Lineage: Eukaryota; Metazoa; Chordata; Actinopteri; Perciformes; Sebastidae. The coding region runs from base 140 to 1159 and encodes 339 amino acids. The record is from RefSeq and is a predicted model, not a curated record. Gene Ontology annotation, cellular component: cytosol; cytoplasm.
UUCUCCUGCAGCUCUGGAUUGAUUGGCUCUCACUGUUUUCACCCAGUUCCGCGUUGCAGAGCAUUUAAAUCCUGCAGCAUUUCCUCCUAACUUCUACUCUCUCACCAGCUGCAGGACCAGAGAGAGACCAGCUACCAACAUGUCCGAUCAAGGCGUGUUCGACACCAACGUGGUCACCAUGACCCGGUUCGUGAUGGAGGAGGGCCGGAAGGCGAAAGGCACCGGAGAGCUGACAACGCUGCUCAACUCUCUGGGCACCGCGGUGAAGGCCAUCUCCAGCGCCGUGAGGAAAGCUGGCAUCGCCCACCUUUAUGGCAUCGCUGGCAGCACCAAUGUGACCGGUGACCAGGUGAAGAAGCUGGACAUUCUGUCCAAUGAUCUGAUCAUCAACAUGAUCAAGUCGUCUUUCACCUCCUGUGUGCUGGUGUCCGAGGAGGAUGAGAAAGCCAUCAUCGUAGAGCCAGACACGAGGGGUAAAUACAUUGUGUGUUUUGACCCUUUGGAUGGCUCCUCCAACAUCGACUGUCUCGUCUCCAUCGGAACCAUCUUUGCCAUCUACAAAAAGACUACAGAUGAUGAGCCCUGUGAGGAGGACGCCCUCAAGCCCGGCAGGACCCUUGUGGCGGCAGGCUAUGCCCUCUACGGCAGCGCCACCAUGAUGGUGAUCUCCACCGGCCGCGGAGUCAACGGCUUCAUGCUCGACCCAGCAAUCGGCGAAUUCAUCCUGGUUGAUCGGGACGUGAAGAUCAAGAAGCGAGGCAAGAUUUACAGCUUGAACGAAGGUUAUGCAAUGCACUUUGACCCCGCUGUCACAGAGUACCUGCAGAAGAAGAAGUUCCCUCAGGAUGGCAGUGAGCCCUACGGCGCCCGGUACAUUGGUUCCAUGGUGGCAGACGUCCACCGAACGCUGAUGUACGGAGGCAUCUUUUUAUACCCAGGAAAUGUGAAGAGCCCCCAAGGAAAGCUGCGGCUGCUGUACGAAGGCAACCCCAUGGCCUUCAUCAUAGAGCAGGCUGGCGGCCUGGCCUCCACUGGCCUGGAGCCCAUUCUGGACAUCCAGCCCGUGAACAUCCACCAGCGAGCUCCCGUGGCCAUGGGCUCGACCGAGGACGUCCUGGAAUACGUCGCCAUCUGCCAGAAACACGCCAAGAAGAAGUGAGACCGCGCCGACUCACUUUCACAACCAUCGCUGUCCGGCGAAGAACCUCGCAUCUCCAAGCUUGAAGUCUGCCGCGUUUUGAGCUUGAUAUAAAUUAUUCUUAAGCCCCAAAAAAUGUCAGGGGAUUUUCUCAGUUAAAUAACCAAAUUUGGAGUUACAAGGUUUUUAAUGCCAUACUGGCAAAUGUUCAUGUUCUGCUGACGGAUAAAAGAAAGAAGGAGGUUCAGUGGACACAUGAAAUCUGUAACUCAAUCAUGCACACAUUCCACCAAACAACUACCAAAGACCAAACGUGCCAAAAAAUGACAAUGAUGCACUUGAAUAAACAAAACAUGAAGACUUUUUCCUCCUGUUUACCUCCAGUUGUGCCUUUUUAAUUAGAAUGAACAUCCAUUCUAGACGUGUGAAGGACCAAAUAUGAACCUCUAUGCAACAAACAUGAUGCCUUUUUAUGAUGUGAACAACUACUGUUUGGAGUGAUGAAGUCUCUCAAUAAAUCCAAAUGAGUCUAAGAAGACAAAA